Messenger RNA from Phalacrocorax carbo (great cormorant), 4712 nucleotides. Lineage: Eukaryota; Metazoa; Chordata; Aves; Suliformes; Phalacrocoracidae. The record is from RefSeq and is a predicted model, not a curated record.
UAUUUAGGAGGAAUUACAGAAAAGCUGCAGGGAGAAAGAGGGAACACACCAGAGCAGCACUUGGCUACAGUGUUUUCUGUGCCAUUUUGGAGGAAGCUCAUCCCUGGUGACAGAGCUCUGCGACAGCUGAAUUUGGUGUCCAACCCACUCUCUUCCGUUAAAUGUGGCAUUUCCUGGCCGGUCCUGGCCUGAAACACCAAGAAAUGUAAAAAAAUCAGUUUGCAGGAGGGCUUUCUAUCUUCACAAGUAGCCACAUGGAGAAGACAAGGGACAAUGGAUUGCACCCUGUGAUGUUUCAUCUCAACCUAAGAAAUACGUUACAGUGAGAACAAUCGCUGGAACAACCUCCCCAUGGUAGAGUCCCCGUUGCUGGAGUGUUUCUGGAUGUGACUGGACAGGGUGUGAGAGAACCUCAUCCAGGCUCCCUUCCCCAUGACAGGGUGGACCAGAUGAUCUUCAGAAGUCCCUUCCAACCUGGGGUGUUCUGUGGUCAAGGGGGAGCAGCAGUCAGCUCCAUGGCGGAGCAGAGAGCUCAUGGGGCAGUGCACCUCCCAGCUCAGCUCCAUAUGGUGGGUCCAGCCCCUCCAAUCCUUUGGGAUUGGGGAGGGUCCCAAGUGCCCCAGAGUCCCUCCAGGCCCCCUGACAGCUCAGCCCAACACCGUGACCUCAGCCUCUCCACCAUCUCAGUGCUCCAUCAUCUCAACACCCCACCAACCCCUCCCAGUGCCUCCCCAGUCCCAAUGCCGCCCUCUGGUAGCCCAGCCACCCUCAGCUCCUGCAUCACCUCAGGGCCACCCCAGUGCCCCACAGCACCCACUUCGUGUCCAAUGGCCCUGGUUGUGGUCACUGGCCCUACCAGUCCCUUUGUCACCUUAAAGCCAAGCAGGCACCCCCAGUGCUCCAUAGCCCACAGGGAGCCCCCAGUGCCCCACAGGACACUCCCAUACCCACUGCCUCCUGUGGCAGCCCAGCCACCCCAGCCCCUCCAGCACCUCAGAAUCAGCGUGGGCUUCCCAGUGCACCCCCCCCCAAUGCCCUGUGGACCCCUGCAGUGCCCCAGGACCUGGCCUAGAGGAUGGACCCACCUUGAUGCCCCUUGGACUCUCUGCGAAGCCACACCAGCAGUCCCCAAUAACACUCAGACACACCCCCCCCCCCCCCCCCAGUGCCACAUGCACGCCUUCCAAUACCCACAAACCCUUCCCAAUGCCCCAAGGACACCCCCGAUGCCCCAUGGACAUUCCCAACCGACCCACGGACCCCCCCCAAUGGCUCAUGGCCAUCCCUUGAUGCCCCGUAGCCAGUCCCCAAUGCUCUAUGGACCGUCCCCGAUACCCCACAGACAACCCUCAACGCCCCACAGAUACCCCCCGCGACACCCCACGGCUCCCCGCCGCCGGGGGCGGCCCCAUCCCCGCCCCGUCCCGCCCCGCCCCGUCCCGUCCCGUCCCGCGAGUGGCAGCGAGUCACGGCGGGCGGGGGCUGCCGGCGCGGCGCCGCUCGGGGCCGGGCACCGUGGGCAUCUCCGAGCCAUGGCCCCGGCGCUGCUCCUGCUCCUGCUCCUGCUCCUGCUGCCGGUCCACGGCACCAGGCUGGAGGAGAAGCUCGCCCAUGUCGAGAAGUACGAGACAGUGAUGCCACGCAAGGUGCUGGCACCUAGGGGGAGGAGGGACCUCCCUGCACCAUCAAGCACCUACCCAGAUCACGUCCUCUACAGCAUCCAUGCCGAAGACAAGGACUACCUCCUGUGGCUGGAGAAAAACAAGGAGCUGCUGGGGCAGCACUACACCGAGACGCACUACUCAGCCGAUGGCACUGAGAUUGUGGAGAAGCCAGAUGUUCUGGAUCACUGCUUUUACCAGGGUUAUGUGCAAGAUUACGCUGACUCAGCAGCAAGCAUCAGCACCUGUGGCGGGCUCAGUGGGUUUUUCCGAGUGAAUGAGACAACCUUCCUGCUGGAGCCCCUGGAGAAAGACGCAUCUGGCCUGCAUGCAGUGUACAGAGCAGCUCACCUGCGGGGCAAGCGCAGCACGUGCCAAGAGGCUGGUGACACCCUGGAAUAUGACCACGCACCAAAAAUUCCUGCAGCCAUGAAGCUUUACCGCUGGAAAUCAGCUCCGUUACACAAAGGUCCCCGAUAUGUGGAGCUGGUCCUGGUCGUGGACAACGAGGAAUUCAGAAAACAUAAGGACUUGCGCGCAGUGCAGAACCGCAUGAAGGAAAUCGUGAACCACGUUGACAAGCUUUAUCAGCCUCUUCGCCUGCGGGUGGCCUUGAUCGGCUUGGAAGUGUGGAGCCACAAGGACAAAAUCGUGGUCAGUCCCAACCCAGAGGUGACGCUGAACAACUUCCUCCACUGGCGGGAGGCAGAGCUGCUACAGAGGAAGCCGCACGACAAUGCCCAGCUGAUCACGGGCAUAGACUUCCAUGGCACAACUGUAGGGCUUGCCAAGAAGCUUGUGAUGUGCACCAGGGACUCAGGCGGUGUCAACCAGGACCACAGCACAAAUCCUAUUGGUGCUGCAUCCACCAUGGCUCACGAGAUGGGGCACAACCUGGGGAUGUCCCAUGAUGAAGACAUUGCUGGCUGUCACUGUCCUGUCCCCAAAGCUGAUGGUGGAUGUGUCAUGGCAGCGAGCGUUGGCUUGGUUUACCCCAAGCUCUUUAGCCGCUGCAGCGAGCAGGACAUGUGGCAGUUCCUCGGGGACCCCAGGACCGGCUGCCUGCUGAACGUCCCCAGGGCGGAUGAGCUGUAUGGGGGGCCGGUGUGCGGGAAUCAGUUUGUGGAGCGGGGAGAGCAGUGCGACUGUGGCACGCCAGAGGAGUGCUUGGACCACUGCUGCAAUGCCACCACUUGCCAGCUGAGCGAGGGAGCCGAGUGUGCCCAGGGGGACUGCUGCCAGGACUGCAAGGUGAAGGCUGCUGGCUCACUCUGCCGGGCCAGCAAGAAUGACUGUGACCUGCCCGAGCACUGCAGUGGCCUCAGCGCUGAGUGCCCAGAGGAUGUUUUCCAGGAGAAUGGCAUCUCCUGCCAGAAUGGCAAUGGCUACUGCUACAAUGGGGCCUGCCCCUCGCACGGCGAGCAGUGCCGCACGCUCUGGGGCACAGAGGCCCAGGUGGCUCCUGAUGUCUGCUUUAAGCACAAUAGCGAGCAACACCUUCACCUCCACUGCCUCACUGAGCAUGGGAAGCGGCCUUGCAGCCCCAAGGAUGUGAAAUGCGGCACGCUGCUGUGCCUGAGCGACAAUGCCAGUCCUGUCCUCGGUGGUGGCUCCUACUCCCUCUUCUUUGGCAGCUUCAAGUGCAAGGCAGUCAUCGCCAGCAGCGAUGCCAAUGAGGUGGUGGCCAAGCUCAGGCUGGUGCCCACUGGUGCCAAGUGUGGAGAGGAGAUGGUCUGCUAUGCUGGGCGCUGCCAGAACCUCCUGGUCUAUGGCAACAAGAACUGCUCAGCCAAGUGCAACAACCAUGGGGUGUGCAACCACAAAAGGGAAUGUCACUGUGAGCCAGGCUGGGCAGCACCCUACUGCGCACAGAAGAUUUCAGGGAUGGUGGCAGGGAGCAGCAGCACGGUCUUGGCGGCUGUGCUGGCCGUGCUGGCGCUCUCCGGCAUCCUGCUCGGCAUUGGUAUUGUGCUCUUCAGAGGCAGGGGGAUGAGGCACUUCCAGAAAGGGCGGACCGCCAGCGGGCCCGCUGCUGGCCUUGCCAAUCCACUCUUCCAGGAGGGUGGCCAGACACAACCCUCCCGCCGCCAGCUGUCCUGCCAUGACAUUGGCCCCCCCAACCUGCUCAGCAGCACGGCGACCCCACGGGAUGCCCAGCCCCUCAGACCCUGCCGCCCAGCCCUGCAGGCAAAGCCGAAGCCGCCCAGCAAGCCUCUCCCGCCACUGAAAAGCAAGGUGCCAUGCCGUGGCAAGGGGCCGCCAGAACCAGUCUCUCGCUCCUCACCGACACCCCCCUUGGUCUUUCAGUGGGACAUCCCCACAAAGGUGGCCCUGAAGCCACCCCCGGCCAGGAGGUGAACAAGGAUGUUCCGUCCACCACCGAAGCUGAGGGGUUGCUGGCUCUGUCGCUUUGGUGACACAGCUGGGGAGAUUCCACCUGGCUUCCAUCCUUACUUGAAUCCCUCAUCAGACCCUCCCCCAGGAGGGCACCAGUGUUUACAAAUAUUUGAGUUGUGCCUUAAUGGACUUCAUAGCCUCACGGCUGAUCCAGAAAGAGCUGUCAGCUGGGGCUUUGUGAGGCGGCCAGGAGCAGGGAUGAUGCCAACCCCAAGUUGAUCCAGGCUCUCCUCCACCCUGAGCUGCUGCCUUCUCUCCCAAUGUCCUGAAUGUGUCCUGCUCCUCCUGCCCCUUCCCUGCUGGGGCUGUGACAAGGAGCUCCUGGCACUGCCCACAGCCUUGCCAGGGCCAGAGCAUCACUGCACUACAGGAACCGGCCCCUGGGGCCGCUGCCCUAACCGGGGACAGUCACAUGGGGCAUCUCAGGAGGGGCUUUGGCAGAUCCAAGCCAGGCUUGGCUUCCCCGCUGUGGUUUUCCUUCUGAAGUUACCACCUGAGCUACUGUUCUUCUGAAAGGGAAUUUCUUGGGAGCCUUUAUACUGCAGCCAUUUACUUAUGACCCUUAUGUGACCAUUUUGAGCCAUCUGUCGUGAAAAUGGGCUUCCCUGUUUUUGAUAUAAUUUAGGUUGAAGCCUUUUAUACCAAUAAAGAUGG